Penicillium olsonii is the source of this 2856-nucleotide messenger RNA. The record is from the annotation of a GenBank genome assembly. NCBI's taxonomy places the organism in Eukaryota, Fungi, Ascomycota, Eurotiomycetes, Eurotiales, Aspergillaceae.
AUGGAUUUACCCGAUUCAGGGAGCCUCUCUGAUCUAGAUGAUCAGAAAUGGAAUUCGGACGCUCCCGAUGAUGCUGGCAGUGCCCAUCCCACCGCGGACUGCGGUAUCGGCCACCGCGUCCUAGCCAGUCGCUCCGUGCUCGCCCUAGCAGUCGACGAGCAAUGUGUCUAUGCAGGCCUUCAAGGGGGUGAUAUCUUCGCGUGGUCCCUUGAAACAUACGAGCUCGUGCUCUCAGUCCACGCACACAAAGAGAGCGUGCUGGGCCUCUAUCUCUCCGAAGAUGGCAACUUACUAUUCUCAAGUGGCGGUGACUCCGUGGUCAAUGUGUGGUCCACGAGAACCUUUGAACGGCUCUUCUCAAUCUAUUGCCACCAUGACGUGGGCGAUAUUUUCACAGUAGUCUACUCAUCGGCCAACCAAAGCAUCUACUGCGGUGCGCAGAACACGAGCAUUCAGUGGUGUGAUUUCUCUGAAGAAGGGUCAACCCUGAACCAGGCCUCAUCGGCCCACCCAUUGAAGCGCACGCAUCGCUUCUUUGAUUCCCGGGGGCCCGAUGGCACUCGUGCCCAAGGGUCAUCCGAUGGUGCAGUCUCCGAUGGCGGCCGUGUGCUGAGCUUCAAGCGAGAUCACCACAAGCUCUUCGCGCACCAUGGCUAUGUCUACUCUAUGCUUCUGGUCAAAGGACUGGUCGAGUCCGCUCCCUCCGAGGAGGUUCUACUAACGGGCGCGGGCGACGGAGUGGUCAAGUUAUGGCGCGUCGGCCAGCAACCGGGUGGAACUCCUUCCCAGAUCGCGAAACUGCAAAACGGGGAUCCGGUACUAUCGAUUGCCGUAGAAGGCUCCUUGCUCUACUGUGGUCUUGCCGGUGGCGCUCUCAACAUCUGGAACUUGGACUCGCAGCAGUUGGUGAAGCGAAUCACCAGGCAUACCGGUGAUUUGUGGGCCGUGCACGUCAUCCAGGGCGUCGCUAUCUGCGGUGACUCGAGUGGUGUAGUAAAGAAAUUCAACUCCCGGUUCGAGGAAGUCGGUGGCUGGGUCGCCCAUGAAGGCACCAUGCUGGCCUCUGCUGCUGGCCGAUUCAAAGACCGCCAGAUCUACGCGACAGGUGGAAACGAUAACUCAGUGGGUAUCUGGGACUUGACUGAGUUCUUCAUGACCCAGGAGGAACUUCCUCCAAUUAGCAACGAUGAAAUGGUCAACAGUUUGGCCAAGUUUGUCUCCUUCAAAACUAUCUCGGCAAGCCCUAAAUUCUCCGGCGAAUGCAACCAGGGUGCAGCUUUCCUCCGACGACACUGCAACUACCUCGGCGCCAAAACCAAGCUUUUGACAACGGGGCAGGAAACGAAUCCUAUUGUCUUCGCACGAUUCAACGCAACUGCACCGGAAAAGGUUGACAAGACGAUUCUCUUCUAUGGACAUUACGAUGUCGUGGGUGCGGAAACGAACCGACCAAAAUGGAGGACAGAUCCCUACCAACUCACUUCUAUCAAUGGGUUCCUGUAUGGCCGUGGUGUCUCCGAUAACAAGGGGCCUAUACUGGCAUCCCUGUAUGCCGCGGCUGAUCUGUUCCGAACCAAGACUUUGCGCUGCAAUGUCGUCUUCCUGAUCGAGGGCGAGGAGGAGUCUGGUUCUCAGGGAUUCCACCAGGCUGUCCGAGAACACAAGGAGCAGAUUGGCCCCGUGGAUUGGGUUUUGUUGGCGAACAGUUACUGGCUUGACGACUACAACCCCUGCUUGACCUACGGACUUCGCGGAGUGGUGCACGCAAAUCUGGUGGUAACAAGUGACCACCCCGACCUUCAUAGCGGUAUCGAUGGCAGCACGUUGCUCGAUGAACCAGUCAAAGACAUCGCCAUGCUUCUAGCGACCAUCGUUGGGCGCAAGGGUAAAAUUAACAUCCCCGGUUUCCACGACGCUGUCAGGCCCCUCACAGACGCCGAGCAGAAACGGUUCGAGGCCAUUGCAGACGCAUUGCUUCUUCAGCAUCCGGAAAUCCCCAACAGCGAGGCUUUGAUUAAAUCCCUCAUGCACCGCUGGCGCGAACCCGCAUUGACCGUCCACUCCGUCGAGGUCCCUAGCAGCAAGAGCGCCACCACCAUCGCCCGACGUGCCAAAGCAAGCAUGUCAAUCCGUAUCGUUCCCGACCAACAGGCCGACGAAGUCGCCGCCGACCUCACCGCAUAUGCCCAAGAGCAAUUCGCCCUGCUCGACUCGCAAAAUGACCUGACGGUCGAAAUCACCGGCAAGUCCGAUGCCUGGCUCGGCGACCCGGACAAUGAGAUCUUCGCCACCCUAUCUGAAGCCAUCACCGCCGCCUGGAGCCCCAGCCAAGAGGAAACGAAACGCCAAUUCCCCCCGCCACCGCAAUCCACCCAAACCCGUUCCUCCAAGCCGAAACCCGGCGGUCCAAUUCCAGACCUCCGCCGCCAGGACUCCUCCGACAGUCUCGCCUCGCAUGUGGAGCGGGUAAUCACGUCCACGACGACCUCGUCUGCCGGCAAGGAAGCCGCCCGCAAACAGUCAUCGCAGUCAGCCGCGACAGUGCCGACCUCAUCAACCCUCACCGCCACGCCCCCGGAGGAACCGGCCGUAUUGCCAAUCCGAGGAAAGUCCGACGCAGACGGAAAAUCCAAGGCUGAGCCGUCCCGCCUGGUCAAACCGAUGUUCAUUCGCGAGGGCGGGUCUAUUCCGACGAUCCGGUUCUUAGAAAAGGAGUUCUCGGCCCCGGCGGCUAACUUGCCAUGCGGACAGGCUAGUGAUAACGCCCAUUUGGAUAACGAGCGUAUGCGCAUCGAGAAUUUGUACAAGAGCCGAGAGAUCUUCCGCUAUGUCUUUGCCAAUCUGGUGAAGUCAUGA